AUGGUGCUAAUGCCGCUGCCUGUGCUUUGGUUUCCGGAUUCAGACGAUUUUACGGCGUCGGCGGACGAGCAACAUGACAUCUUGAACAUCAAAAACAACUGCAGCUUCAGCGUGGCGCCGGUGAUCGUCCCUAAACCGGGCUCGCCGCCGCUAGACUUCACCCCGUACCAGUUCAUGGGGUACGAGUACCUCGUCAACGUCGCGUUGCCACACGGGUGGUCCGGUCUCAUCUGGGCCCGCACCGGCUGCUCCACCGACGACGACGGCAAGUUCACCUGCGCCACGGGCGACUGCGGCUCCGGCCGUCUCGGGUGCGGCAGGGGCGCCAGGCCCACGUCGUCGUCGCCGGCCACGAUCGCCGUGCUCGCUCUCGGCGGCAAAGCAGGCGGCGGCACGGACUCGUACCACAUCAGCGUCGCCGACGGGUACAACGUGCCCGUGCUCGUGGCGCCUUCCGACACGAGCCGUGGCGGCCAGCAGUGCGCUCCGACGCAGUGCGUGGUGGACCUCGACGGCGCGUGCCCGGCCGACCAGCAGGUGAAGGCGUCCGACGGCCGCGUCGUGGCGUGCAAGCCGCCGCCGUCGGGGAACCCCGCCGCCGGGUCCUCGAAUAUCGCGUGCGCGACGGCCGGCACAAACGGCCCGGUCUGCGCCGUCGUCGACAACAGCUACACCGUCACCUUCUGCCCUGACAACACCGAAUUCGACCCUAAUCCUAGUGGUACCAGUAACUAG
Messenger RNA from Sorghum bicolor (sorghum), 735 nucleotides. Its product is annotated as thaumatin-like protein 1b. The transcript has a single exon. Lineage: Eukaryota; Viridiplantae; Streptophyta; Magnoliopsida; Poales; Poaceae. The record is from RefSeq and is a predicted model, not a curated record. The coding region runs from base 1 to 735 and encodes 244 amino acids. Gene Ontology annotation, cellular component: extracellular region. Gene Ontology annotation, biological process: defense response.